AUGUCCGAGCUGCUGGGCGAGAUAGACUUGUUGUUGCUGCAUGCACAGGCUGUCUAUUGCAUGAUUGAACCUGCAGAGCAGACCAGACAGAUGGCUGCAGAGCUGGCAGAAAAGCUGUUUGCUGCAGGAGAGACCAUGAAUCUUGCUGGACUCUAUUCUGAAUUCUCCCUUUAUUCCUUCACCAAAAGCAACUAUGAUGAGGCGUUCAAGUGGAGUAUGCAGGCUAUCCAGGAGCUGAACGAGCACUGCUCUCCUCGGGUGACCAUUGAGGCUCUUAGCCAGGCCAGCAAGGCGUGUAUUGUCAAGCGAGAGUUUGUCAAGGCAGGGGAGCUGGUAAGACAAGCUGUACACCUAGCCAGGGAUAUCUAUGGACCACAACAUCCCAAGUUUGCAGACACACUGUUGGACUAUGGCUUCUACCUGCUCAACAAUGACUGUAUCAAACAGAGUGUCGCUAUCUAUGAGGAAGCACUGGCUCUCAAGAAAGCCCUGUAUGGUCGUUACAACCUACAUGUGGCAGUUGCUCAGGAAGAUCUUGCCUACGCUCUCUACGUGCACGAGUACAGUUCAGGCAACUUCAGGAUUGCAAGAGAGAAUGCAGAGAAAGCCAUUCGUCUGAUGAAGCAGCUGCUGCCUGAGGAGCAUCUGAUGCUGGCAUCUGCACAGAGAGUGCAUGCUCUCAUCCUGGAGGAGAUUGCUCUGGACAACAUCCCUGGAACUAGCUACGCCACAUCAACAGAACUGCUGAAAACUGCGGAAAAGUUACACAAAAAUGCUUUGAGACUAACUCGACUUUCCUUUGGAGAAGACAAUGUUCAAACUGCAAAACACUAUGGCAACUUAGGCCGCCUGUAUCAGAGCAUGAGGCAAUUUAAGGAGGCAGAGCAAAUGCAUCUGAAAGCUAUUGCAAUAAAGGAGAAGCUUGUGGGCCCAGAAGACUACGAGGUAGGCUUGUCCGUGGGACAUCUUGCUAGUCUGUACAACUACCACAUGCAUGAGUACCGCAAGGCUGAGCAACUCUACUUCCGCUCCAUCAAAAUCAAUCUGCAACUGUACAGUGCCACAUACUCUGGCCUAGAGUAUGACUAUCGAGGGCUGAUCCAUGUAUAUGAUAAGCUGGGACAUCGAGACAAAGUUUCAGAGUACAUGGUCCUUCUUACCAAGUGGAAGGAGCUACGCGAAUGCCUUGCUCUUAGAGAGACCUCACCUCUAGUACUAGAAGAAGGACCUAAAACCCUGGCUUAUAUCAAACAGCUUGUUGCCUGAACACUUCUUAAUGGAUAUUUCCUACUUUUUAAAAACUUGACAAGAUUUUGUGAAGACUUAAAAGAUACUGCCUCUGUCUAACCACACAUUAAGAUGUAGUUUAUAUUUGUGGUAUUAUAGCAGUUCAAUGUAAUGAUAUAUAAUAAUUUUUUAACUUUAUGAUGUUGAUAUUUGUUACAUAAUUUCAUAUAUUUGAGUUUAAGAAAGUUUUAUGAGUAAAUAGUUAGGCAUUUUAAACUUGUCGAUUAACAGCAUUAGAUUCAUGGGAUAUCACAAUGAACUCGGUAUGAUCUAUAAAAAAGAAAUAUUUAUUGAGUUUACGCUGAUUUUAUUUUGUUUUCUCAUUUUAAAAACUAGUUUCUUUUGAACCAAGCAACUUAAUAUUUUGGAUCAAUCUUAAAUGUUAGACCAGCCUAUUGGAAAGAGAUAUUUUUUAAUAUUCCUUUUAAGUUGUUUUUACAAAAAAACUAACUAAUGGAUAAAAAAACUUUAAAAAAAUUAAUGCUUGUAGGUUUGGCUAACAUUUUUUAUAUAGAUAUACAAAUAUUUGUUCAUUACUUUGGUGAAUAUUGUUGUAUAAAAAUGUAAUAUUAAGAAGAUAACAAAAUGAGGUAUGUAUAUACAACACCUGCACAAGGGUUAGUUUGUUAUACUGUGCCAUUAAAAGGCCUGUGUUCUGUAAAUAUGUAUUCAAUUGUAAAUAUCCUUGCUUUCAAUUAAGAUUUUGGUCAUCUGCAAUGCAAAAUUUCUACUAACAAAAAUUAUAUGAAAGUGCUGUAGUCAAAUGGUUUGUUACUCAAAGGUUUCCAAAUAGGUAAACAAGAAAUCAAUUAGAUUGCAUUGUAUACUUCGUUCACAAUAUUUAGGCGGUUUGAGGGGAAGUUCCCCCACCACUUUAAAAAAAAUUUAAUGUAUGUUUCUUAAUCAGCUGUUGAGCUAUUAAUUUAAAGGUAAGGGUCAAGUGGAAGUGAUAGAUUUCAUCCCCUAAAACUGCAUAAAUAUUGUGAACGAAGUAUAAAUUAACAUGGCCAACACAAAAAAUACUAAACUUGUCCAUAAAUAAAUGUCUCCGCUGAGUUCCCCUUAUGACCCUCGCCAUUUUCUUUACUUCAUCUAUUACGAUUUUAGCCAAUUCCCACCCUGUCCUAUGAUGCAAUGAUAAGUCUUGUCAUACUAGCAAAAGAAUAUGUGAAGGAAAAUCAACGCUCCCUUUCGCUUGGGUCCAGUGAUUGUAUCUCUGUGGCCUAAGGCAUCAACAGCUAUUAGAGUCGAUAGUCAGUUGACUGAUGUGAAUAAAGUAAAAUCUUUAGAAAUUAAAAAUACAUUUAAAGUGUAGGGAAAGUUUGGAGGUGAUUGUAAAUCUCUACAGGCUGCUUUUUAGUGUUCAUCGUUCUUGUAUGAGGCUAAAAUCAGGGAAGUUUUACAUAUAGAUCGCAGUGUGACUGAUUGCUACAGUGAUAGGGGACGACACUACCAAGACUACCAAGGAACACAGCAAACCCUACAAGUCUGAAACAAGUUGAUCAGCAAGCAAAGUUCUCUUAACUUUAAUCACAAUCUUGAUGGAAACUAAUGAACACACUGCCGGCCUUGUUGAGGAAAUUUUUGACCUUCUGAAAUAACCUUAACCACUUAUGCCCAUUUUGUAUGCCUAAACUCUUUUCAGCAUACACAUCAGUUAAUCUACAACUGACAAGUGGGGUCCCAAUAGGGGUGGACCCCCCACAGAAAUCUAAGUGUGGAAUGCAAUUUAUCAUGUGGCUUGAGCAUCGGUUUACCCUCACAUUGUUUUAAGCUACUAUGACAAACUAAUCAUCACAUGGGGUUGUGGGAGUGCUAGAAUAGUAGUAGUGUAUGAAGUAUCGAAACUGCAUAGCCUUGGUCUCAGAUUUGAAUUAGCUCGCUUAGGAGCUUCAUAGACACCUUAAUUUACGGGCAACCCUUUAUAACGAAUAAUCCUGCCACUAACUGGUCUUACCUAGGGUUGUUUAAACAUCUUGUGGUAUAGACAUGAUUGGCCUUCAUAGAGUGAGCUACAAACACAUAGCCUACUCUGGCUGAGCCAGUUCAUCAAUUGUGAACAAAUUUUAUACUAUUAUUAUAAUUAUUAUAUGAAAAACAGUAAAUAAGAUGGUACUACGUUUUAUGUUUUUGUUUUCUAAUUCACUUUUAAUUUCUAAAAUUUUGUAACAACAAACAAUUGAGAUAGCAAAAUUAUUAAACAUUUUUUGUUCAUUUUGUCUUUAACCUUAAUGUUACAGUAUUAGUAUUUAUCCAUUUGCAAUGUUAAUUGAACCUGACUGUAAAAAAAUUAUUAAUUUGCACACAGCAUUUUUUUUUGUAUUGUUAUUGUUGAUCUGCAUAAAAUAGUAUGAGUUUCAAAAGUAACUGUAGCACAACUGAAAUUUAUUUUGCUGUGUUUUUGGUUGUUCAUAUAGUAUGUAAAAGUGUAAUAAAACUUUUGUGUUCAUGCUUUAA
Molecule: messenger RNA, 3744 nt
Organism: Macrosteles quadrilineatus (aster leafhopper)
Lineage: Eukaryota; Metazoa; Arthropoda; Insecta; Hemiptera; Cicadellidae
Product: amyloid protein-binding protein 2-like
Exons: 8
Coding region: 1-1266 (421 amino acids)
Biological process (GO): intracellular protein transport
Molecular function (GO): protein binding
Source: RefSeq, a predicted model, not a curated record